This is a messenger RNA of Ananas comosus (pineapple), 2705 nucleotides long. RefSeq lists its product as uncharacterized. NCBI's taxonomy places the organism in Eukaryota, Viridiplantae, Streptophyta, Magnoliopsida, Poales, Bromeliaceae. The record is from RefSeq and is a predicted model, not a curated record. The transcript is spliced from 2 exons. The coding region runs from base 442 to 2427 and encodes 661 amino acids.
AAAAAAAAAAAAAAAGAAAUUUUUUAGGACCUAAAAUGUCAGGUGAAAAUUAUAAUGGCUAAGGUACAACAUGAUGAUAGUCCAGGGACCACUCAUAAAUUUUACCCAAUCAAUUUGAAAUCCUCAGCUCGUUCCACUAAUCCUUCUCUCCGAUUAUUUUUCAAACAGUAGUUGGUGUGGUCCAAAAACACACUCCGUCUCUCUCUCUUCCUCGGCUCUCGCACCCUUCAAAGAAGCAUUGUUGUUUUUCCUCUCUCUCUCUCUCUCUCUUUUUUCUUUUUCUUUUUUUAUUUUUUGUGUUUUUGGUUUCUAUAUAUAAAUACUAUAUAUCACCUAAUCCACACCUUUUGGUCCUCUAUACCUUCCCCCUCUCCCCGAAUCUCUCUCCCUUUUCCUUGUGGAUUUGAAAACCCCAGAAAAAAAAAAAAAAGAAAAGAAAAAAUGGGCCUUUGUUUUAGCAAGAAGAAGAAGAGCCCUCCUCCUCCUAAUUCACCUUCUUCUUCUAAACCCAUUGCUGUUGAGAAGAAGAUAGACGAUAAGAAGAAGAAGCAGCAGCAGCAGCAGCAGCAGCAGGAGAUGAAACCCACCACAAUCCCAUCAUCCAAAUCACUUUCAGGAAAAGCCGCAGCCACAGUUGCCGCGGCGGCGGAGAAGAAGCCGCCGGUGUUCGUGAUCACGCAGAGCAUCAAAAACUCGCCAUCGGCGGCGACGGCGGCAGCUGCUGAAGAGAAAGAGAAGAAGAAGAAGACGAACCAGCCGGAAGCUGAGCGCAACUGCAGCACUAUUUCGGCGACCGCCGCGGCCGACGAAGCGCCGCCGGUCGCGGUCCGGACUUCGAGCUGCUCGAAAGAGGAAGUCGACGCGAUCUUGAUCCAGUGCGGCCGCCUCAGCCGCAGCUCCUCCGGGAAAUUGCCGUCGGCCGACACCGCCGGACACAGGCGGUAUUCGGGGUCGAAGCGGAGCUUCGACUUCGACCACGAGAAGAAAUUAGGGCCGGAGGAAUUGGAUGACGCGGGGGAGCCGGACAAGCGCCUCUCGCGGCCCUCCCCGCGACGCCGAACCCCCGGAAGGGAUCGGUCGGGCAGCCGGGAGAGAGCUACGGGGGGCGGCGGCGGCAGCGGCAGCAGACGGGUGAGCCGAUCUCCGUCCCGCAGAUCAGACUGCCCGGCUUCGUCUGCGUCGGCCGGGGAGAGGCCGAAGCAGCCUCAGCAGCAGCCGGCGAAGUUGGUGUCGGUCCCCGCGAGGGAAAAGGAAGCCGGCGUGAAAAGAGCCUCCCCUGUGAAGCCAAAGAGAUGCGCGUCCCCGCGGUCGCAGUCUCCGGCGAAUUCCGCCAGAAUAGGAAACGAGAAUGUGGGGCUCAAUCGCGCGCCGCAGCUGCCGGCGCAGCCUCAGUCGCUGAGCCGGAGCUCGUCGCGCAAGGCGGAGCAAUCGCCGUAUCGGAGGAAUCCGAUGGCCGAGAUUGACGAGAACUCCCUGAGAGCAAACAACUGCAAGGUGUCGAAAUCCCCCCGAAAGGGGGAUGAUGGAGUGAGGAAGCUCAAUCAAACAGAGUCCCAGAAAUCGAGCGAAAACAACACGGUUCCGCUGCGCAAAUCGGAGAUAGUCGAAGAAGCAUUAGAGGUGAAAGGAUCAUCCAAGAGCAAUGCCGAGGCCCACUCGACGACGAACGUAACUUUCGAGACCCUCAACCCAAGAGCGGUGACGCAGAACAGAUCGUCGAGACGAUCCUCGCGGGACUUUGAUCAGAACCUCGGCUACACUUCUUUGCUGCUCGAAGACAUACAGAAUUACCACCACCAUCACAACAACACCGCCUUCUCCCUCCCUGCUUGCGUGUCGAAGGCCUGCUCGAUCCUCGAAGCCGUGGCCGACCUCAACUCGUCAUCCUCCGAGAACGAUAAGGGCUCUUUCAACGGCAGGUUCGGAAAGAGGGGUUCGGUGCCGAGGGAGCCGAUUUUCGAGUCGGAGAUCGUAGUGAAGGAUGAUUUGAUGGAGCCGAGCCUUCACAAGUAUGUGUCGGUGAGGGACUUGGGGGGAGGAGGAGGAGGAGGAGGGGAGAUGGAGCCGCAAGAAUCCGCGGGGAGCAACAGCUUCUUGUUGGGGCAGCCGUGGGCGGCUUCGUCGUGGGAGCCAAACUCGGUAGAUUCGACCGAUCAGUACUCGGCUUCGCAAUCGAUAAACGGAGAGGAGGAGGUGGAGCAAGAGAACAGAGUAAAUGGCGGUGGUAGGAGAUCGAGGGGAGGGUCGAAUGGCAGUAACAUCGUCGCGGUUAACACGGGCGGAAAGAAAAGAGAGAUUGGUGGUGAUCAGCAGCAGCAGCAGCGGCGGGUUUAUCGCGGGGGUAGCAGUGUUAGUGCGUCGGCGAGUGCGAGGUCCGGGACGAGAGCUCUUUCGGUUCCUGGUACUGCUGCUGCUCAAAGCUCAUAGCAGCAGAAUAUGAUCUUAGAUUUUUCUAGGAUUUGGCAUGCAUGCAUGUUUGUUUUGGUUCCACAGCAACAAAGUUUGUUGUUUACAAAAGACUCUCUCUGCUUUUCUUUUUUCUUUUUUUGUUUUGUUUCGUUUUGUUAUUUUUUACCCUCCUCUAUACAUUGUUCAGAUGUAGUCAUGGUAAUGACAGUGGCAAUGUAUACACCUUCCAAUUUUCUUUAUCUUGUGUUUGAUAUUCAUUACUAGCAAAACAGCAUCCUUUUGGACAGGUUUUCUUU